Molecule: messenger RNA, 912 nt
Organism: Magnusiomyces paraingens
Lineage: Eukaryota; Fungi; Ascomycota; Dipodascomycetes; Dipodascales; Dipodascaceae
Exons: 2
Coding region: 1-912 (303 amino acids)
Biological process (GO): mitochondrial ATP transmembrane transport; mitochondrial ADP transmembrane transport
Cellular component (GO): mitochondrial inner membrane
Molecular function (GO): ATP:ADP antiporter activity
Source: RefSeq, a predicted model, not a curated record
AUGUCCUCCGACUUGAAUAACUUCCUCAUCGACUUUUUGAUGGGUGGUGUUUCUGCCGCUGUCUCUAAGACUGCUGCCGCCCCCAUUGAGCGUGUCAAGCUCCUUAUCCAGAACCAGGAUGAGAUGUUAAAGCAAGGCCGUCUUGCUAAGAGAUACGAUGGUAUCAUCGACUGCUUUAAGCGUACCUCCGCUGAUGAGGGUAUCGUUGCCUUCUGGAGAGGUAACACUGCCAACGUUAUCAGAUACUUCCCCACUCAGGCCCUUAACUUUGCCUUCAAGGACAAGUUCAAGGCUCUCUUUGGCUUCAAGAAGUCUGAGGGCUACUGGCCUUGGUUUGCCGGUAACCUUGCUUCUGGUGGUCUUGCCGGUGCCACUUCCCUCUUCUUCGUCUACUCUCUCGAUUACGCCCGUACCCGUCUUGCUAACGAUGCUAAGGCUGCUAAGGGCGGCGGUGACCGUGAAUUCAACGGUCUUGUUGAUGUUUACAAGAAGACUCUUGCUUCUGACGGUAUUGCUGGUCUCUACCGUGGUUUCGGUCCCUCUGUCGUUGGUAUCAUUGUUUACCGUGGUCUCUACUUUGGUCUUUACGAUUCUCUUAAGCCUGUUGUCCUCGUUGGUCCUCUUGAGGGCAACUUCCUUGCCUCCUUCCUUCUCGGUUGGUGCGUCACCACUGGUGCCUCUACCGCUUCUUACCCUCUUGACACUGUCCGUCGUCGUAUGAUGAUGACUUCUGGUCAAGCCGUUAAGUACAAGGGUGCCUUUGAUGCUUUCACCAAGAUUGUCCAGGCUGAGGGUGUCAAGUCUCUCUUCAAGGGCUGCGGUGCUAACAUUCUCCGUGGUGUUGCCGGCGCUGGUGUUAUCUCUCUUUACGAUCAGCUCCAGCUCAUCCUCUUUGGCAAGAAGUUCAAAUAA